This is a messenger RNA of Durusdinium trenchii, 3528 nucleotides long. NCBI's taxonomy places the organism in Eukaryota, Dinophyceae, Suessiales, Symbiodiniaceae. The record is from the annotation of a GenBank genome assembly.
GUCAAGACGGAGGCCACUAUGCCAGCCGCUGAGAAGAAGAGGAAAGCGGAGGAGAAGGCCAAGGAGCAUGCCAAGAAAAGGGAAGAUGAAGAAGAGGAAGAAGUGAAGAAGAAAAAGAAAGCAGCUGACAAUAAGAAAGAAGAACGUGAGGAGAAGAAGAAGCAAGCCGCUCACAAGAAAAAAGAUGAGGAAGAGCAGGAGAAGAAGAAGGAAGCAGCUGACAAGAAGAAAAAAGAUGAGGAAGAGCUGCAGAAAAAGAAAAAGGAAGCAGCUGACAAGAAGAAGGCAGCAAAGGAGAAGGAACUGAAGAAGCAGAAUGCAGAGGAGAAGGCGAUGAAGAAGAAACAAGAGGAGCAGGAAUUGAAGCGGAAGCAAAAGGAAGCAGCUGAGGAGAAGAAGAAGAAGGAAGAAGUGGAGGCAUUAAAGAAAAGGAAGGCAGCUGAAGCUGAGAAAAAGAAAGAAGAAGAAGAAGCACAGAAGAAAAAAAAGGAAGAGAAGGAAUUGAAGACGAAGAGAAAGGAAGCAGCUGAGAAGAAGAAGAAGAAGGAUGAAGAGCAGAAGGCAAAGGAGGAAGCCAUGAAGAAGAAGGAGGAGGAGGAAGAGGAAAGCUCAGACGAGUCAAACACGGACACCGAUGAAGGGUCGGAAGAGGAAGAGGAAGAUAAAGGUUCAGCUGAAGAGAAUGCCUCAAGCCCAAGCUGCAGUGAGGAGGAAGAAGAAGAAGAGGUAGAGGAAGCGGAAGAGGCAAGUGAUGAGGAAAGUGGAAAGGGAGAAGAAGAAGAAGAGGAGGAUGAACCGAGUGGAUCCAGCGAUGGUGAAGCAACAGAAGAUGAAGCGGAUGAAGAAGAUGGCGAAGAAAUGGAAACUGCGGAGGAGGGAAGUGAGGAGGAGGAAGAGGAAGAAGAAGAUGCAGCGGAGGAUGAGGGCUCUGAAGAAGAUGUCGAAGAAGAGGAUGAAGCAGCCGGGGCAGACAAAGCUGAAGGCAAGAAAGGCAAGAAGAAAAAGGAGAAAGAGGCAGGGACCAGUUUAGCCGAGACUGAGGAAGAGAAGCUCAAUUCAGUGACAGCAAACGCAGACUGGCAGUCAUUUGGCCGGUGGUUGAGAAACAAAAAGUCUUGCCCUGCCAGCAUAGUGGCAGCAUGCAAGAACCCAGAAAGCCGUCAGCGGAUUUUCGAAGACUACUGCAAAACUGGUCGUAACAAAAAGGAUGUGACGUUCCGACACGAAAGACGGUUAGAAGAGUCUCAGAGAACAAAGCUGAAGUACGGCUUUCGCAACUCCACUUGGAUCAUCAAGCAGCACGGCCAAGAGCGUGCGGAGAAGAAAAUGGAACGGAAGAAGACUGUGCAGAACCCGGAGUUGCCGGACGAUCCUACAGAGUUGCUGUUCUUCGUGCUUGUAGAGCUUAACGUGGAAAACAUUGCAGAACUCAAGCGGAUCACCUCACUCGAGAUGGAGGGCACCCCUGAUUCAGACCAACUCAAACAGUUUGUUGAGGCGGGCGGCGUUUUGAAUGGCGACCAGCAUCUUCAAGUUGGGAACCUCGUCAGCGCCGAAGGGAAGCAGAAGCUGACGGCAGCUAUGGCCAGUGUGAACCCUGGUAAGAAACCAAGGCCCAGAAAAGGUGGUGAGACCAAGGGGGAUGAAAAGGAUCCCAAGGAAGUUGUCCCCAAAACUCCUUUGGAAAGGGCUGCCACCUUGCAAAACCAAGUGUUGAGCAAGGCGAACCAAUGCCGAGACCAAGCUUUCAAGCUUCGCCCGCUGAAAGUAUCAGGUGAGUUGAUCGACCAGCUAAGAGCUAUGGAUUCCAAGCUUCAGGACCUUGCUGGGAGCCUCCAGGAGUUGAUCCGGAAGAAGAAGAACAAGAAUAAAUACUACGUUGAAUUGGUCAAGGAGGUUGAAGAAGCGAGCGCGCUGGCAUCGGAGAGGGUCGAACUGGCCCGAGCGCUUUUGAGGGCAAGUGAGAAAUCAUCCAAGCCCAAGGCUAAGUCCGCCCCCAAGGGAAAGGCAAAAGCUGCUGGGAAAAAGACAGAGUGGUGCAAAAAAAACUGCGCAGUGCAUCCUGCAUCUGUGAAGUUACCUGGAUGGGUGGAGGCCGAAGUUGACGGAGAGCCAAUGCUGGUACAUGGAGACGUUGAGGCAAGUGUUCUUUGGCCAUGGGACAUGCUUCAUUGGCUUUUUACAGCAGGUAAGUUCAACCAGUGGGUCAGUGAUGAUCCGGGAUUGGCGCCUGACAAAGUUGCCCAAUAUUGGCGGCGCUGUCGCCAUCUUGAGUUUUUUCAGGAGCUGCAACUUGAUGAGCGUGAUUUCGAUCGCACUGUUCCAAUCUUUUGGCACACCGAUGGGGUCCGCGUAUACCGUGCUCAGAAAGCAUGGAUAUACAGUUACUCGUCGGCUUGCAGAAAGGGUGAAUCGAUUCAAACGAAACUUGUGUACACCCUCAUCCAUGAGACUUCCAUCAGAAAAUUCUGCACACAUGACUGCGUGGCAAAACACAUUGGCUACAUCACGGACGUUCUGGCCACAGGGCGUUUUCCUUUGGCCGAUGAGAACGGACAUCCCUUUGCAGAAGGGACACCUCAGUGCUUGAAAGCAGGGACACCGAUAGCAGGACGUUGGUUGUUCCGCUUUGCUGGCUUCAAGGGAGACUGGGAGGCAAGGGCCAUUUGCCACAAGUUUGAAAGAAACUAUGCCUCCAAGAACAUCUGCGAGUUGUGUCCAGCGAGCCGGAGUGGAGAGAACAGUUUUGGAAAUUUCCACCCUGAUGCGCCCUAUCGGAGUGACUUGCUUCACAUCCUGCAUCAGGGGAUUGCAUGCGUGGUGAUACCGUCGCUGAUUACAGAUCACAUUGAGUCGCAAAAUCCAGGCUGCACGCUUCGAGACAUGGACCGUAUUCUUUUGGGAGACAUUUGGAACCAUUAUCGGAGUUGGUGCCGGCUUCACAGGAAGAGCGGUUGCUCUUUCAGGUUUAGCCUUGUCAAGUUUGGACGGGAACAAUGGAAUGUGUUUCCUGAACUUGGAAGUGUGUACAAGGCUGCAUGCGUCCGGGACAUGAUCCACUGGGCGUCAGCCUUCUUGUGGAACGCUCUCCAUGACUGCCCUGGUUCUGAGCUUCGUUGCUAUACCAUGCACUCGAUGGCAAUGUUCCAGACAAAUAUUGACGAGGCUCCUGAGUUCUUCGAUCAUGCUAAAGCUGUUGAAACUGCCAAUUAUGCACGGAUAUUUUUAUUGUUCUAUCAACGCCUGGCGAGUCUUCACAGACAGCGCUUUGGAGAAGAGCGGCGGAACUUCAAAAUUACACCAAAGUUCCACAACCUAGUUCACCUUGCGGACUACAUUGAGCAUAGUUGCCGCAACCCGCGGUUCCUUCACCAAUUUUUGCGCGAAAGGUUUGAACAUUGUUAUGGCGACGAGGACCUAAUGGGUCAUUUGAGAAAGAUCGCUUCUGCCACCCACGUGAGAACUAUGAGUGCCGUGACACUAGGCAGAUAUCGCGCAUUGCUGCUUCUCACAGAUGCUUUGGAUUGA